AUGGCCACACCUCGUGACGAUAUACACUCAUACUCCCUGACAUCCGAUGACUCUCAGCAGACCAUCAAUGCUGCUCUCAACAUUUUGAGACCACACAUCCCCGUCUCCCUUCCUUUAUACCGACGACUUCAGUUUGGCCGCUUCUUCGAUGCCACAGCCUUACUCACCAACCUCAACCUGGACGGACAACCGAAUAGCGCUCCCAACGGCACACCCAACCGCAUUACCGGCAAGCAAGAACACAAUCCUCAAAACGACCCCUGGCUCCUCGCCUUCGUGGACCGCUCAUGCCGCCCCGAAACCGAAGUCUGGCUCUCCGCCUCCUGGGACUCCCAACCCUCACCCCCCAUGCCGGACCAAGAACCCGCCAUCGACGCCCUCAUGACCUCCCUCCUCCAAACCCUGGCAUCCCUCCUCAUCCCUCCCUCCAUCCACGCCCCCGCAGAGGCCCCCGCCAACGGCACGAAAGACAGCGUCGGCCUCACGCACUCCGACUACGCCACCCACGCCUCGGAUCCGCGGAUAAUGCUCUGGGGCGCCAUCCACGCUUACACCGUCCCCGUCCUUACGAGAUUGGGACACUUGCCGAGGAGGUUCGAGACGAGCGUGAUGCCGAAUCAUUGCUUUAUCUUCGACGUUCCCACAUUACCAGCAUACGAGAAGCGUUCGCUAACCCCGGGGCUGAGAUGGGGAAAGUUGGGGCGACAGCACUUCCCGCUUGUGAGAUCAAGGACGCAGAUUCCGAGGCAGGAUAGGACGUUAGCUGUUCUGCCUAACUUGGCGAUCUUUGAGGGGGAUGUGCCGGUGGCGUGGGCGUUCAUUGGGCUCGAUGCUAGUCUCUCGACUUUACAUGUCGAGGAACCUUAUAGGGGGCAAGGGUUGGCGAAGGCGCUGACGACGAAGUUGUUUCGGGAGGAGAUGGGGCGGUUUUGGAAGGAUGGCGGGGAGAAUCUGGCGCAUGGGUAUGUGAUUGAUGGGAACAAGCAGAGUGAGGGGAUGUGUAGGAGUUUGGGCGGGAAGAGUGGGUGGUGGGUUUAUUGGCUGAGAGUGGAGUUGGGGGAGGGACAGAGCUGA
This is a messenger RNA of Saxophila tyrrhenica, 1074 nucleotides long. RefSeq lists its product as uncharacterized. Bases 1 to 1074 code for a protein of 357 amino acids. The record is from RefSeq and is a predicted model, not a curated record. The transcript has a single exon. NCBI's taxonomy places the organism in Eukaryota, Fungi, Ascomycota, Dothideomycetes, Mycosphaerellales, Extremaceae.